CCGCCCGGAGGCGGCCCCGGGGCGGGGCAGCGGCGGGGGUCCCGUCCCCAGUACUGUCCCCGGUCCCACCCCGGUGCCGGCCCCGUCCCGGCCGCGCUGCCCAGCGGCAGAGAGUACAGGAGCCACUGGGUGAUCUCACAGGAAUCAGCAUGCGUUGUGCCUGCUCCUGGCAUGGUAGCUCACGCUGCCCAUCAGGGCUCUACCAGGAGCUGGCCUCUCUGUCUCUCAUGUGUUGGAUGUCCUGAUGAAGGAAGCUCUGUCUGGCUUCAUCCUGACAAAGUAUGACAGCCCCAGCUCCCAGUUUGAAGCAUCAUGACACCUACCUUAACUGGUCUUCCUCUGAAUAUUUGGGAUGCCUUUAUGAAGCAUCACUAAGAAGUGCUCAAGAUCAUCUGAUAUCCUUGGAAAGAUGUGCAGAGCUUUAUAUCUCCAUAAGUAGUCUAAAGACUAAUACCAUUUUUUUAAUAAAGAAAAAUAAGUUUAAGGAAAAAAUAAACUUUCAUGGUCUUUUUGGGUAACCCUGGCCUCAGGUGUGCCUGAGCAGCUGGAGCAUUUGGGGGUGAGGAGCACGUAUCCACCCAAUGGUCCUACCUUCCUACACUCCCCCACUUGGCAGACCCGUCAUGGAAGAUCUGCUCACUGCUGCAGAGGACAGGUCUCAGAAAGGAAAAGUGCAAGUCAGAAAUGGCUGCUUCUCCUUCAUCCCUGGAUUCAUUUCACCAGGCAGGGCAGAUUUCAAUAUUAGAAAUCUCUGCUCCUGAUCCGGUAGUUAAAUCCUCAAUGAGAAAGCAUUUCUGAAGACCGGUCUUGACCAUAACUCUCCACAGCACAUUAUAACAGUUCACAACAUAUCACUUCCUAUGUACUGGGCUUGGUAAAUGUGCUAAACUUGAAAGAGUAAAGGGAUCAAAACUGAGGGGACGGAGCAGUGUUGUAUAUAGUCUUUACAAGCUGCUGAGUGUCUUUCAAAGAAGACAAACUGGGACAGUGCUAUUUCACCAACGCUCACUGGGGAGAGGCGCUGGGAGAGCAAUAAUGUUCUUUUUACCCUCUCACACUUUUCCCAAGAUCUAUGCUUCAACUCUCUGGAAGCUAAACCAUCAGAAAAGCUUCAUUUGAUCACGAUGUGUCUUGUGGUAGAACAAGCUCUGAUGGGAACAAGAAUGCUCAGGAUGCCCAACUGCCUGCUAAAACUGACCCGGUUGGUGCUGAGCCACAAGCUGAGGGCCCUCUUCAUCCUCACCUUUAAGUUCAUGUCCUUUGUCUCCAUCCUGUUGUACUGGAGAAUCACGGAGGAUGCUAAGGUCAGGGACCAAGUCUACAGCUUGCCUACUGAAAUCCACUGUGCUCACUCUGUGCCAUCUCCCGCCCGUCCCGUUGCUGAUGGGCCUCCUCCUCCACCUGGGGAUGUGUUUUUUGUGGAGACCUCUGAGCGAAUCAACCCAAAUGACCUGUUCACAUGCUCUGUGGAGUCAGCUGCACGGACACACCCUGGGACAAGGGUUGUGGUGCUCAUGAAAGGCUUGGCCAAAAGAAAUGCCUCGUUACCCAACCACUGGGGCUUCUCAUUGCUGAGCUGCUUCCCCAAUGUGGAAAUCCGGCCCUUGGAUUUGCCAGAGCUUUUCUCUGGGACACCUCUGGCAAAGUGGUACUCGCAGGCUCAGCAGCGCUGGGAGCCUUAUUUCUUCCCCAUCCUGUCUGAUGCCUGCAGAAUUGCCAUCAUGUGGAAAUUUGGUGGCAUCUACCUGGACACAGACUUCAUUGUGCUUAAGAACUUAAAGAACCUCACCAAUGUGCUUGGUACCCAGUCCAAGUAUGUACUGAACGGGGCCUUUCUAUCCUUUAAGCCCAGACACAAGUUCAUAGAGCUUUGCAUGCAGGACUUUGUGGAGAACUACAACAGCUGGAUCUGGGGGCAUCAAGGCCCACAGCUCCUAACGCGUGUCUUCAAGAAGUGGUGCUCCAUCAGGAGUCUUCGGAGCAGUAAGAGCUGCAAAGGGGUAAGUGCUCUUCCCCGGGAGGCUUUUUAUCCCAUUCGGUGGCAGGACUGGAAGAAAUACUUUGAAGUGGUGAGCUCCUCAGAGCUUCAGGAACUCCUAAAGAACACCUAUGCAGUGCAUGUAUGGAACAAGAAGAGCCAAGGGACAAGGCUAAAGAUCACAUCACAGGCGUUGCUGGCUCAACUGCAUUCUCACUUCUGCCCUGCCACGUAUGAUAUCUUGAAGAUGGAUUCUGAACGGCAGUGACUCCAAGGAUCAGCUAAGAGAAGUUGCCUGGGAGCCCCUAUCCCCUGAGCUGUUCUAUCACAGAUGAACCCUCUUUUGAAACAAGGUGGUGGGAGUUCACGAGAAAAGAUAUUUGUGGGGUGUAGGUGGAGCCCAUGGUUUCAGACCAUCUGUGCAGCCUUUUGCCUUGGCUUUAACAACAUUUUGGUCCUCUGCAGGACCCUUCUUCUGCUCUGCUUGGUCUGGUGGAGAAAUGUCAGAAGGGAAGUGAGUGCUGGUCCACUUGUGGCAGCCCCUUCCUUACUCGGAGGACUAAGAUCCCUUGCUAUGACUUCAAAUUUGGAAGGGACCUUUGUAGAAAUGUGUAUCUCAUCUUCUGUCACUGACUCUCAAAGCACCAAAAGGAUGGGAGAACAAAGAACAAGAACUGAAGGAGUUAAGGGUGUGCUAGAGGAAGUGUCCUGAAAAAAAAUGUAGAAGAAAACAAAGGAAACAAAGAAAGGGGAAAUGGCUAAAGCAACGCCUCGCCUCGCCUCGCCUCGCCUCGCCUCGCCUCGCCUCGCCUCCUCCCCUUCCCCAGACUUUGGUGGAAGGGACUUUUUCAUCUGUGGUUUGAGCACAGAGCAGAACAGUGGAGCCUCUGUUCAGUGUCAGAUCCCAGGACUUGCUUGAAACUUUGGUGUGAAUCAGAACAAGAGGAUCUGAGGCCAGUUAAUCAUUUAUAAAGAGCUCUUGCACAGCAAUGUUUUAUUUUAUAUUAAUGGCAAAUUAACACCCUGUGAUGAGUAGGAGAGCUCUUCCAAAUACAGCUUAAAUUUCAUGUGACACAGGAAGAACUGAACUAUCUUAUCCACUGGUUUUGUAAGUGUGAGCAAAUAUCAAUAACUGCAUCUAGUAUCUUUCAGCACUUGGACUGAUCCUACAGGAAAGAGGUGAUGUUUCUAAAUAUUCCCAAGACUAAAGAGAGUUUGAUAGGAAAUCUAUACUGUCUAAAUGCAAGUCAAGGAACCGAACCAUUUAUGGUGGACCUCUUCAAGUAGUUUGGAGCCCUCCUGUAAUUCACUGUGCAGGAGCAGAAGUCUCUCCUGGGAGGUCUUGAGAAGUACAGUCAAAAGAUUUAAUCUUUUAUUGUGAGUGUUUCACUUAACUGCAAUCGAAAAAGUUAAUGUAUUUCUUUUAAGGUGCUGUUGUGCCUUUGAGGGUUCCCAACAUAGAGGAUUUUUUUUUUUUUGCACAAAUGGUGGCAGAAAACCCAAAAGGAUAUAUUGAUUCUCCUACAGCUCUUGAUUUUCUUACAGUUCUUUGUCUGAAAAUAUUAGAGAAAGAGCUGCAAGAAGCAGGAGUAAGGUAGAGUCUACCAGUCUCAUUACAUCUGUUCACCACCACAGUCUCAGUAGGUUUGCCAAGGCACAUGAGUGUAACACUAGAAUGGGGUUGACAGAGGUGAACAGAGUAUUGGCCACCCUGUCUCCUGCACUAUUAAGAAGGUGUUCCAAUUACCCUUCUGAUGAUCACAAGUCAGUCAGAUCUCCCAUGUCACCUAGCCUCCUAGCAAGAGCUUUUUCAAGUGGUGCUAGCUGCAGGAUUGUGACUCAGAUGACUGCUAGGUCUGCAUUUGUCUGAGGCCUCUUCUGUUUCCCACAUCAUAUAUAAGAAAGGUGAGGUUUGCUCAGCUUAGCUCAGGCAAAGAAGUAAAAGACUGUGCAUGCGAGGACAACAUUUCUCUGUUUGUCUUAGGUUUAUUUGUCUUUUCUCUGAUGAUAAAAAUGAGAAAGCCAAAUUGCCCAUCACUUUUUCACAACAGCUCCCUGGGGAACACGGCUGUGGAAGCUUAGGAGGGUGUGCACCUUUUGUUUAUUUGUCUGCUGAGCUAUCUGACUGGAAGCUAGUGCUGCUCUACAAUGAAAGCUACCUGCCUUCAAGUUGGGCAGAGUGGCAGCUCCAUGCACAAGCAGCUGCUCUGGAGUGAAGAAGGUUCUGGAAACACCCCUCCACUGGCUGGCACCCCAUGCACGUACAUAUGUAGGUAAUGCCAUGUGCUGGGGCUGGCUAGGAUGGAGUUAACUUCCCCCACAGCAUCCCAUACAGCAGUGCAAUGCUCUACACAUGUAGCUAGAACAGCAUUGGUAUUACACCAGUGCUUUGCCUAUCGCUCAGCUGUGCUCCACAGCACCAAGAUUCUCUCCAAACCCCAGAGACAGCAGGCUGUGGGUGGGCAAGGGGUGGGGAGGGGACAUCACCAGGGCAGCUGACCAAAACUGACCAAAGGGAUAUCCCAUACUGUGUGGUGUCACACUCAGCAAUAAAAGGUGGGGAAGAGGGAGGAGACGGAGCGGGGGGGCUCGUGAUGAAGAUACCCUGUCCUCCCAACCAAUGGCUGCACAUAUUGAGGCCCUGCUGCCCAAGACGUGGCCAGACAUUACUCACUGAUGGGAUGUAGAGAAUAAUGGUUUUCUCUAUUUGUUUCUGUGUGGCAUUUGCUUUUUUUUUUUUUUUCCCUUUAAUUAAACUGUCCUUAUCUCAACCCGUGAGGUUUUUUUUUUUUUUUUUUUUUUUUUUUUUUCACAUCCUAUUUUUUCCACCUGUACCUUUGAGGAGGGAGAGUGAGAGAGAGUGGUGGAGGGAGAGUGGUUCAGCAAGUCAUCAGUGUGAAACCACCAUGUACUCUCUUUUGUUCUGCUCAGCUUUAUAGGUAUAUCCUGCAGACAUUCAGGGUUUUGAAUGUCUGCAGCUCUUCUGGCACUGAAGAAAUUGGACUCAAUGAUCCUUAUGGGUCCUUUCCAAUGCGGGAUAUUCUGUGAUUCUAUGAACAUUUUUAAGAACCUUUAAGAAUGUCUUCUGCUUGUGGGGAGCAGUAGUUUUUCCUGACUGCACUGAGUGGUAUAAGUGGAUGCUAUUUUCACUUCCUACUCUCUCUGUCACUAUUUUUUUUUUUUUUUUAUUCUUCCUCCCACUGCCCCACUGUUUUAUUUAGAUGCAGACAGGGAAUUGUCAGCCAUGGCCUAGUCUGUGGUCACUGGGGAAAGUUUUGCAUAGUUUCUCCUUCUACUGGUUGUUUCUGUUUUGGGCUCUUUGGGCUAAACAAUGGAAAACUUAGUGAACUAGAAACCCUUACCAGAGAUGGUAAAAUGGUGGUUUGUGAUCAUAAAGGCAUAACAGGAUGUCUACUGUGGUAAUUCUAUGAACAGAAUACAGAUGUGUUUGGGACCUACUGCAAUGGAUAUCAGGCUUGGUGUACCAUAGCUUAUUCUAAGAAAGUGCCUUUUUGCAUACAUGUAGUAGUUUUUUCUUGUUUUUCUUUGUUUUCCCUGCUGAGUCAGUGUUCCAAGGUUUGAUAAUCAGAGAAUCAAAGCGAGGUAGACUUUGGCCUCUUUCCCUUUGUCUUGUAAAAGAAAAAUAAAUAUUUUUUUUUACUAUUUCUUCUCUUUGUCAAGAUGUUCUGUUUUGUUCUGAGAGGUGUUGGUGGCAGGUCUGAGCAAUCUGUUAGUUAUUAUGCUGUGAAGUAUUUUAAACUUGUGUCCUGAACUGACUCAAUAAAAUGAGGAGUGUGAAAUGAA
This is a messenger RNA of Anas platyrhynchos (mallard), 5782 nucleotides long. The record is from RefSeq and is a predicted model, not a curated record. Lineage: Eukaryota; Metazoa; Chordata; Aves; Anseriformes; Anatidae.